UUCAAAAGGACCUCUCAUCCACCACGUUCACGCCGGGUCUCCGUUUUUUUUUGGGGCGCCAUGAAAACCACCACCAAACUUGCGCUCGUUCUGGUCAUAGCCAUCUGUUUCUUUAUUGCCGAGAUUGCUGUGGGGUUCCGCACCAAAAGUUUGGCCCUCAUCGCUGACGCGUUCCACUACUUGAAUGAUAUUGUUGCAUAUGCCAUUGCGUUUAUCGCUGCUUCCGUGCGGUUUCCUCCCUUCAGUUCAUUUCGAUUGUUCACCGUUACAUCCCAGCUGCAAGACAAGGGCCACGAUACUGUUGGCUUCACAUACGCAUUUCACCGGGCAGAGCUUGUUGGCGCAUUUUUCAAUGGCGUAUUUCUCCUUGCGCUGGCUCUCAGCAUCCUCCUGCAAUCGGUCGAGCGGUUCAUCAACAUCGAACCAGUUAAAACGCCUGUAUUGAUUAUGAUUGUGGGCUGCGUUGGCCUCUUUCUUAACAUCGUGAGUGUGCUUGUGGUUCAUGACCAUGGUGGACAUAGUCACGGCCCGCAAUCGAGUCCGGCGGAAGGUCAUGGCUACUCGCAUGGGUCAGAAGUCGUCACCGUCAAUGCUCUGGCAGAUGUCCAUAUUCGGGAUGGUGUUCACGCUCAGCAUCACCAUACGCUGUUUCCGCCCGCCGUGUUGCCAAACAAGAAUCUUGGUCUCUUUGCUGUACUCAUCCAUCUCUUUGGAGACGCCGUCAACAAUGUUGGCGUUAUCAUUUCAGGAGUGCUCAUUUGGCAGUUACAUUCGCCACAUCGAUUCUACGCCGACCCUGCUGUCUCGUUGGGAAUAAGUUUGAUCAUUUUUGCCAGCGCUAUCCCAAUGACAUUAAGAGCAGGAAGGAUCCUCUUAGAAGCUGCCCCUGUUGAGCUGGAUCUUGACAAGGUGCAGGAGGACCUCCUUGCGCACGAACGCGUAUUGGCAGUCCACGACCUCCAUGUCUGGAUGCUGUCCCAGAAACUCACCCUUGCCUCGUUGCACGUUUGUGUACCGUAUGGCACAUCUCUCGAAGAAUGGGAACAAACAGAACGCUCCCUCCAACACUGUUUCUCUGCUUACGGUGUCAACCACGUUACGAUGUCUCCAGAAGUCCAGCAUGGUGAUUCGCCUACCACUUCUGGAGACGAUAAGAUGAUGUGUAAGGGCUCGCAGGAGGGCAGUUGUGCAGUAGGUUCUGCAUUAAAGAAGAGGGUGGUGGCAGAUAGCGCAUAA
Messenger RNA from Mycena indigotica, 1236 nucleotides. RefSeq lists its product as uncharacterized. Gene Ontology annotation, molecular function: zinc ion transmembrane transporter activity. Gene Ontology annotation, cellular component: membrane. The coding region runs from base 61 to 1236 and encodes 391 amino acids. NCBI's taxonomy places the organism in Eukaryota, Fungi, Basidiomycota, Agaricomycetes, Agaricales, Mycenaceae. The transcript has 9 exons. The record is from RefSeq and is a predicted model, not a curated record. Gene Ontology annotation, biological process: intracellular zinc ion homeostasis; zinc ion transmembrane transport.